Myxocyprinus asiaticus (Chinese sucker) is the source of this 3571-nucleotide messenger RNA. RefSeq names its product fascin-like. Gene Ontology annotation, biological process: actin filament bundle assembly; cell migration; establishment or maintenance of cell polarity. The record is from RefSeq and is a predicted model, not a curated record. Bases 67 to 1551 code for a protein of 494 amino acids. NCBI's taxonomy places the organism in Eukaryota, Metazoa, Chordata, Actinopteri, Cypriniformes, Catostomidae. The transcript is spliced from 5 exons. Gene Ontology annotation, cellular component: actin cytoskeleton; filopodium; lamellipodium. Gene Ontology annotation, molecular function: protein-macromolecule adaptor activity; actin filament binding.
CCCACUCAGAACCGCUGGUCACCCGAUUAAAUUCUCACCGAACCGUAACACCCAAACAGAUCUACAAUGUCUUCUGAAGGAUUUGGCGAGACUUUGGUGAUUCGGUUCGGCCUUAUAAACGCAAAUAACAAAUAUCUCACAGCGGAGACAUUCGGCUUUAAAAUCAACGCCUCUGCGACCUCCAUGAAGAAAAAGCAAGUGUGGACCCUGGAGCAGUCUGGAGAUCACGGAGACUCCAAUGCCGUGUUCAUCAAAAGCCACAUGGGCAGAUACCUCGCCACCGACAAGGAUGGCAACGUGACCGCCGACAGCGAGCAACCCGGCCCGGAUUGUCGGUUCCUAGUGAUCGCUCACGAUGACGGCCGGUGGUCCCUGCAGUCCGAGCCAAACGCACGCUACCUGGGCGGCACCGAGGACCGGAUUGUAUGCUUUGCGCAAAGCAUCUCUCCUGCGGAGAAAUGGAAUGUGCAUCUGGCGGUCCAUCCUCAGGUGAACGUAUACAGCAUCGCUCGAAAGCGGUACGCUCACCUGCGCACCGAGAGAAACGAGCUCGCCGUGGACCGGGACGUACCUUGGGGUGUGGACUCGCUGCUCACUCUCGUGUACCUAGAUCACCGGUAUCAUCUGCAGACAGCUGACAACCGCUUCCUCACGUGCAGCGGCACCCUGGUAACCAAACCCGACACCGACACCGGCUUCACUCUGGAGUUUCGGGCGGGUAAGGUCGCUUUUCGGGAUGCGACUGGCAAGUACAUCGCUCCCACGGGUCCCACAGGGACCAUGAAGUCCGGAAAGAGCGCGCGCGUCGGCAAAGAUGAGCUUUUUGUCCUCGUGCAAAGCCACGGGCAAGUGGUGCUCACUGCCAGCAACGAAAGAAACGUUUCCACGCGCCAGGGGGUGGAUUUAUCAGCCAAUCAGGAUGAGGAAUCAGAUCAGGAGGUGUUUCAGAUGGAGAUGGAUAGAGAGACAAAGCGCUGUGCUUUCCGAUCAUGCAAUGGGAAGUACUGGAGCCUUACCCCCAGUGGAGCGGUCCAGUGCACUGCCUCCACCAUGUCACCCAGUUGUUUCUUCAAUCUUGAGUGGAAAGGGUCAAAAGUUGCAUUGAAGGCCAGUAAUGGUAAAUACCUGGCAGCCAAGAAGAACGGCCAACUGGCGGCUGCUGUGGACUCUGCAGGCGAGAAGGAGGAGUUUGUGUUGAAGCUCAUCAACAGGCCACUGAUAGUGUUGCGUGGGGAACACGGCUUUAUAGGUUGCCGCAAACAAGGAACUGGGACCCUUGAUUCCAACCGCUCAUCCUAUGAUGUCUUCCAGUUAGAGUACAACAACAAUGCUUACAGCCUCAAAGAUGCAGUGGGAAAGUACUGGACAGUGGAGGCAGAUGGGUCUGUGGUUAGCAGUAGUGGUGCGCCUGUCUUUUUCCACUUUGAGUUUUGUGAUUAUAAUAAAGUGGCCAUUAAAACAAAGGAGGGCAAGUAUCUUAAGGGAGACCAUGCUGGUGUGCUCAAAGCCAGUGGCCAGGGCAUAACUGAAGCAACAUUAUGGGAAUACUGAGAAACAGUGGGACCCACCUUAAUACAUUUUCCCACAUACACACACGAACAACGUGUGUUCUUUAAACCUAUCCUUAAACAUAAGCUCAAGGCAUUCUCUAAUGCAUUAGCACAAGAUAAUAACAUACACAUCACACAACAUAAAAAAAUUAUUCUAAAUAUGCUAAUGGCAAAAACACAAUAGAGUGGAAAGAAUGGAGUACACUUUUUACAUAAUUAACUACAAACAAACCAUUGCACUAAAACCUUAAAGGGGUAGUUCACCCCUUAUUUACUCACCUUCAUGUUGUUCAAAACUUAUAGGACCUUCUUUCAGCCUGAUCUCAUGAACAUUACGUGACUGUGGCAACAUUUUUGCAAAGUGAAAUUAUGAGCCUCAUUACACGUUUCGCUGCAGUUUCCUAGUGAAAUGUCCAGUGGGGGGCGCCAAGAACGAGUGAAAUGGUGUCAUAAUCAUGCAAGAUUUUUAAGGGGUUUUUAUAAUAAAUGGAGGUCCUAAUGAGUAAAAUGCUUCUCCCUAGCCUAAAACUUUACCCUUAACAAGUAGUGCUCGAAAAGAAAAUGAGAGGUGAAUAAAAGAGACAUCCUUAUCCUAAACAAACCCCUAAACCUGACCGAUAGUGUCCUAAAAGUGAAUGCAACACAAAAAGCACAUUUUCUGAAUCAACCACAUAAUUUUGAGUUGCUUCUAUAACACUUUUGUCUCACAUGUCAGCUUGCGUGCUUGACUGGUCUCAAAAUACGGUCUUCCACGUCUGAAGUCCAGCACUCUAUCAGGCGAGCUACCGCCUGAUAGAGUGCGUUCUAAAACUUAGAUCGCGGAACGUAAAAGUCAGUUUACAAAAAUGUACUGUAGUUAUAGUAACAUUCAUUCUAUGAGAGGUUGCUUUUUUUUCUGCCAUGGAACACAAAAGGAGAUGUUAUUCAGAAUAUUAGUCUCAGUCUCCAUUUACUUUCAUUAUAUGGAGAGAAAAAAGAUGCAAUAAAAGUGAAUGUGAACAUUCUGACUAACAUUUCUUUUUGUGUUCUACAUAAGAAAGAAAAGUCAUGGGUUUGGUUCAUCAGGGUGAGGAAAUGAUGACAGAAUUUUCAUUUUUUUGGGUGUACUAUGCCUUUAAAUAAGUGAAGCACAAAUUUAUGUCAAGGGCAGACAGGAAGACUUUUUGAAAACUGGAUUAUAAUCAGACAAACUUGAAAUUUUACAAUGCAUAUGAUGUGCUUGGCUCGUUUGUCUCAAUGAUUAACAUGAAAAAAUAACAAUUGUGCAAAAAGCUGUCACGAAAUCAUGCAAAGAUGAAUUCACAUGAGUAGGCUUAUGCAAAGUUUCUCUGAUGCUUUUGUGACCUCAUUUCUCUCAUCGUAACAGCUGUUUCUAGUAAAUUCAGUAUCUAAGUGUAGUAUUACAUAAUGGUCAAUAAUUUGCUUGUGCAAAAUAGGCAUACAGACAUGUGUGUCAUCUUUUAGCCUUUAGGCAUAAUGUUUAUUUCUGCCCAUGAUCCAAAAAGCAUUUUUAGAGCGAACCGACUUCUGUAAAGAGGCCAGGUUUUUAAUAGCACCAUCUAGCACCAGCUCAGAAAAUAUCUGAGAAACAUCCAUGCUCUCUUUGGAGAGACUCAUUUCCAAAGGAACACAACUUGCACAGACGCACAGAGCAAGUGAAAAGCAAAUCAAGCACAUUAUUUAUUUGUUAAAUUGUUAUAUGUGGUGUUUGUGGCCAUGCUUGGUUUCAUGAUUGUAUUCUGCCAAAAUUAUAUUGUUCCCACUAGAGGAACAACAUUUUUUUUUUUUAUGUAAAUCAAGCUUAAUGUUGAUAUUACGUUGAUUUGCAGUUUUUCAGCUAAAUCUUUUCCAUGUGAAUGUGCUGAAGGAAAAAAAUGAAUAUGUGUUUGUGCCUUCCUCAUUGAGAUGAGAUCUCCUAAGUGUGAAAGUACAGUUUUUGAAUUUUCUUUUUUUUGUUCUCAUUAUGUGCUGUUUACAACUAGACAUCAAGAGAAAAUGAAUAAAAUAAAAAGUUGUUGUAA